Rotaria sp. Silwood2 is the source of this 213-nucleotide messenger RNA. The record is from the annotation of a GenBank genome assembly. Lineage: Eukaryota; Metazoa; Rotifera; Eurotatoria; Philodinida; Philodinidae.
AUGACUGAAAGAAAAGCUUUUAAUAUAAUUCAAGCUGUUCCAGUUCACGACCAUGAAUAUGAUGUUGAACGAAAGAUUGUUUGUGUAGCAAAAAGUGAUAACGAUGAAGCAAAGCAUUCUGUUACAUUGAAUCUGACAGAUUUAAAUUCAUUAAGAGUACCAAAAACUUUUGCACAUGGAAUUGGAAGUAUAACAAAUGAUCGUGACGAAUGA